AUGAAUCCUCAGUACGUGCGUGCUCUCCCUCGGGCUUCUUCAAGUGCCGCAGCGGCUCUGCGCCCAUAUCCCAGAAUCGCCAUCAGCCGACUAUACGCCACACAGAGUAGCCCGAACGGCACAACCAAACGACGGAGGAACAUUACAGUCUUGUCAGACGAUGGAAGAUAUGACUGGGCUGAUUUGAAUGGACGAGAAAAGGUUUCGCGUGCUACACAGCAAUCUUUCAACUUCGUGGUUGUGUUAGCUGGUGUCGUUUUGACAGGAGGUGUCUUCUACCUUCUAUGGACCGAUGUUAUCUCUCCGAAUAGUCGAACAUGGCAAUUCGAGAAAGCCGUCGACCGCGUCAAGGACGACGCGCGGUGCAUAAAACUCCUCGGUGACCGGCGAGAAAUCAAAGCCUUUGGAGAGAAUACCUCGAGCAAAUGGGCACGGCAUCGCCCUAUUGCGACGAGCCUUGAAAAGGACCGUCUAGGCCGUGAGCAUCUCCGCAUGAACUUCCACGUCGAGGGUCCUCUCAACUCUGGAAUCGUUCACGUACACAUGAUCAAACCGUUGGAUAAGAGCGAAUGGGAAUACCAACUCCUUGCGCUGGACGUCAAAGGACACUCACGUGUUGUCCUUGAGAAGGCCGUUGAGAAGCCCAGCGUGGCUAGCUCGCUGAAACUUUUUGGCAUUCAGUGGCGCUGA
Messenger RNA from Penicillium odoratum, 690 nucleotides. RefSeq names its product protein tim21 (gene tim21). Gene Ontology annotation, cellular component: TIM23 mitochondrial import inner membrane translocase complex. The transcript has 4 exons. The coding region runs from base 1 to 690 and encodes 229 amino acids. Lineage: Eukaryota; Fungi; Ascomycota; Eurotiomycetes; Eurotiales; Aspergillaceae. Gene Ontology annotation, biological process: protein import into mitochondrial matrix. The record is from RefSeq and is a predicted model, not a curated record.